AAAAUGCAGAAUCGAUCCAUUUAUAGUCUUUUUUUCUUUACCUGAAACGUUUCAUUUGUACUACAAACAUAGACGAAGGAAGCUUGCUGGCGUGGUGACCGCAAUUGGGUUGGGUUUUUUUCUUGAAGUUUAAAGCUCAGCAUUUACACAUAGUCGGUGGAGAUUACAACAUGAGUCUCUUGGAUCUCUUUCGUGCUUCAUCAAUUCCUGUCUUGAAAGUGCUUUUGGUGACUGGGUUGGGAUCAUAUCUUGCACGAGAUCGCAUUGACAUUCUGGGAGAUGAUGCAAGAAAGCAUUUGAAUAAUAUUGUAUUCUUUGUGUUUAGUCCGGCACUCGUUUCCAGCAACUUAGCCAAGACAAUAACGUACGACAGCAUGGUUAAGUUGUGGUUCAUGCCUAUUAACAUCCUUUUAACGUUCAUAAUUGGUACAAUUCUUGGUUGGGGGGUCAUUCAAAUUACGAGAACUCCGUUCCAUCUCCGAGGACUUGUUAUUGGUUGUUGUGCCGCAGGCAACUUGGGAAACUUGCUUCUCAUUAUAAUCCCAGCAGUUUGUAAAGAGAGAGCAAGCCCGUUUGGGAAUGCUGAUGUUUGCUAUGAACACGGAAUGGCCUAUGCCUCACUCUCAAUGGCUAUUGGAGCUAUUUAUUUGUGGUCAUAUGUUUAUAACAUUGUCAGAGUAUCGUCAAGUAAGAGCUCAAAUGAAGUCAAAGCAAGCGACUUGUCUGUCAGAGCUGAAGACUGCGAAAGUGGAUUGUCUCAGCCGCAAGAAAAAAUUGAGAAUGAGCCUUACCAGCUGAAUAAAACCGAACUGAGUGAAAGGAAUGCAGAAGAAACGGAAGAAGCUACCCGUGGCUCCCCCGUUAAGGUGUCUGGUUCAGAUAAAAUAAAGCAACGGCUAGAGACUCUCUUCAAGCAAAUGCACCUGAAGAGACUAUUUGCUCCAUCAACAAUCGGAGCGAUUGUUGGAUUUGUGGUUGGACUUGAACCUCAAAUUCGAAAACUGAUGAUCGGUGAUGCAGCUCCUCUCCGUGUAAUCCAGGAUACUGCACUCUUGCUUGGGGAUGGAGCUAUUCCAGCCGUCACACUGGUCAUGGGUGGGAACCUUUUAAAAGGUUUAAAAGGUUCAGGAAUUCAGAAGUCCAUUAUUUUAGGCAUUCUUAUUGUUCGAUAUGUCGCCCUGCCUCUGAUAGGCAUUGGCGUUGUUAAAGGGGCACAAAAAUUAGGCUUGGUGCAUGAUAAUCCAUUAUAUCGAUUUGUUCUUCUGCUGCAGUUUUCACUUCCCCCUGCGAUGAACAUAGGAACAAUGACUCAGUUGUUUGGGCUUGGAGAGAGUGAAUGCUCUGUUAUUAUGCUAUGGUGUUAUGCGUUGGCUUCUGUAUUCCUCACGUUGUGGUCGAUGUUGUUCCUAUGGCUGGUUUCUUGAAUACAAUUUUACCAAAUUCCUUGCGCUCUUGCUGUGAUACAUUGCUCUGUUUGGCAACAACGACACCAGCCGGCUGGUCCAUGGCCUAGUUUCACCAACUAUUUGGUCGACUUGGGCACAAUAGUAGCAUCUAAUUACCGUCCCCAUAUUCUCAUUUGUUAGAUUUUUGUAGAGGUAUGAAUGUGUUAGAUAUUACUUUAAACACUUUUACCUAUGAAAAAAAUAGUAAUUAUUAAAUAUUAAAUAUACGAAUGUAGAAUAUUAGAAGAGGUCUUCGGUGCAUUGUGAUACAUAGCAGACAUUGGAGUUCAAAUUCUGGGAUUACAGUAGAUUGAUGGAGGUGAAUGUGAUGAAGAAAUUACAUUAAAUUAGAAGAGUGUCCAAAUCCCAGCAGCAUUGUCCAAAAAACUGAAGUUGGUGGACUGGUGUUUAUUAUGAUGAGGAGGUUGUUGUUGUGAGUAUUGUCCUCUCAUGUCAUGUGAAUGUUGUUGGGAGGGGGGGUUCAUUUUCGUUAAUCAUUGGGGUUACUCUCAUUUAUUUGACUUUACUUAAUUCUCAGACAAAUUUGGUACAAAAUUAGUAAUGAUUUGAUGGGACAUA
Messenger RNA from Sesamum indicum (sesame), 2024 nucleotides. Its product is annotated as protein PIN-LIKES 3. The record is from RefSeq and is a predicted model, not a curated record. Lineage: Eukaryota; Viridiplantae; Streptophyta; Magnoliopsida; Lamiales; Pedaliaceae. Gene Ontology annotation, biological process: endoplasmic reticulum to cytosol auxin transport. Gene Ontology annotation, cellular component: membrane.